GGGGCAGCUUGAGAUCGUCUCUUCUUUCCUAUAUCCAAGUGUCUGCUCCUUUUCUUUCCUCACGCAUUUCAAUCGUCGAAGGGAUCAAAGAGUGACGAUACAUUUUUCGCACAAGCUCAAGAUAUUCACCCAGUGGUAGGGUUAUUUGGAAAUUUCGGUUUCGUCCGAAGCACUUCCCUUGAGCCUGAUGGUUGCCCCAGCUCCCGUUCUUUCGUCUGUACGUUAUACCAGCAUUUGGGCAUGCUUGAGCCACUGCACUGAUACCUUCUCAGAAGCCGCCAGAGGCUCCAAGGGUCCCAGAAGGAUGGACUGCUCUUUGGGAUGAGGAUGAGCAGGAUUGGUACUAUUACAAUCCAAGAGGAAAGGUGGCGCAAUGGGAGUCGCCCAUGGCGAAAGCUGCUCCCGUCCGUCGCUGCGGAUUCAGACGUAUCCUGCCAGCAUGCCUCUUUCCAACUCUGCCGCCUGCAAACAAGGGCAAGUCUACCGCUUUACCAAGUGAAGCGACCCUUCGAGCCAUAGACAUGAUCGACCGAUCUUUCAACGAUGAGGAGAUAGCCAUGGUGCUCCAACACGAAGAGUUCAGUCAGGAUUUGUCCGGCCGUCGUCAUAGCUUUGACCAGCACUGGGUCGACCCGACGGAAUAUAACUAUGAAGCGGGCCCCAGCGCCAAGCCGACGAGUGCAAACACCCGUAACGACAAUGCAGGCGCAGAACGGGCCAUUCAAAACCCGUUUGCAGGCACCGGCAACAAGCAGCAGGAUCUACCUGCGGUGUGUCUCCAGCGCGAAUGCGGCAUUUGUAUGGAUGACGGCGACGACAAUGCUCCUUGGACGUGGCUCCCGUGCACUCACCAGUUCCACACCAGCUGCGUGCUGGACUGGCUGGAGACGGCCAAUCGAUGUCCCGUCUGUCGAACGGAAUGUACGUAGGGAUGUUGGAAAGUUCUAGGUGUCCACAACAUGGAGGGAUACGAGCGAGAGCACAAAGGCUGCUAGGUGGGAUACGUGGUCAUAUGACAGCAGGCACGCUCUGUGGUAGCCGCAGGAGUCUGGUGAUUUUUGUUUUUCCUUGUUCGUUCUGCUCCUCAAGAUAGUAUCUCCUGCUCGUCAUCAUAUAGACAUGAACUGGUGUGUCGAUCAAACAGUGCCGAACACAGAGGCAGAAAUGUAUGGUGAGAUUAUGGCUCUGAGGGGCCCCGCACGCACGAUUCGCCAUGCUGGACUAAAGGCCUAAUAUCGCUGUCAUGGAUCAAACCAAACCGGCAAUCCGAGACGGCG
Messenger RNA from Verruconis gallopava, 1277 nucleotides. RefSeq lists its product as hypothetical. The record is from RefSeq and is a predicted model, not a curated record. NCBI's taxonomy places the organism in Eukaryota, Fungi, Ascomycota, Dothideomycetes, Venturiales, Sympoventuriaceae. The coding region runs from base 387 to 929 and encodes 180 amino acids. The transcript is spliced from 2 exons. Gene Ontology annotation, molecular function: protein binding.